This is a messenger RNA of Hibiscus syriacus, 1555 nucleotides long. RefSeq lists its product as uncharacterized. The transcript is spliced from 3 exons. Bases 23 to 1228 code for a protein of 401 amino acids. Lineage: Eukaryota; Viridiplantae; Streptophyta; Magnoliopsida; Malvales; Malvaceae. The record is from RefSeq and is a predicted model, not a curated record.
GAAUAGUCCUUUUACAGAGAAAAUGGAUCGGGGCAGAGUCAAAUCUUACAGGAGAAGAUCUUCAAUUGUUUCUCAAAAGCUUCAAGUUACUGACCGUAGUUUCAUGGAGAUUGAUGAAGCUCAUUCUAUAGGUAAAAAUCAUGGCGGAUGCAUACUUGGAAUUAGAACUCGUUUAAAGGAUGUCAGUAAUGGCUUAGCCAAUUCUAAAGAACUUGUUAAAGUUUUGAAUCGAGUUUGUGGUCUAGAUGAUAAACAUCCGUCAAGCAUGUCAUUAGUCUCGGCAUUAUAUGCCGAACUCGACCGAACAGGAAUCCAUGUUGAUCAAUUGAUUCGGGAGCAACGAUCGAAUCACGAGGGAAUCGAGCAUCUCAUGAGGCGUUUUGCCGAACAAAAGCUCGUUUGGAAGAGGAGCGAGCGUGAUAGAAUCCAUGACACCGUAGCGUGUAUUGCCGAAGAGCUCGAGAUGGAGAAGAAACUCAGGAGGGGAACGGAGAGAUUGAACAAGAAGCUCGGGAAAGAAUUGGCCGAUACGGCGGUGGCACUGUCCAAGGCAAUGAAAGAGGUCGAAAGUGAGAAUAGAGCAAAAGAGAUUUUGGAGCAAGUCUGCGAUGAAUUGGCUCGAGGUAUCGGAGAAGAACGAGCUACUGUUGAAGAACUGAAACGAGAGUUGGCUAAAGCGCAUGAAGAAAUGGAGAAGGAAAGGGAAAUGCUUCAAUUCGCCGAUGUAUUACGAGAGGAGCGAGUCCAGAUGAAGCUCUCCGAAGCUAAAUAUCAUUUUGAGGAGAAGAAUGCAGUCGUCGAGAAGUUGAGAAAUGAACUUGAGGCCUACCUAGGAACCAAACUAAACGAAGAAAAUGUCCACGGUUCGCUGAAUCUGCAGAGGAUCAGAGAGCUCAAAGCUUACUUGAAAAAGAUCGAUUUUGGUUCCGGCCAAAUGGUCAAGCAAGUUGCGGAUAAACUCAAUGUUAUGGACGGAGAAGAGUGCGAAGCAGUUGAUUCAGCCGAUAGCGAUCUUCACCCCAUUGAUUUAAACAUGGACAACAAUGACAUGUGCUACAAAUGGAGUUAUGCUCGAAGAAAUAUAGCCGAAGGAGGAUCGAAUAAGUUUCCGAUCGAAAAGGACAGUAAAGAGAGGAAAUCGCUUUCCGAGACCAAGUACCUUGCAUCGCAAGCUGAGGCACAUGAUUACGAAGAUGAGAUAAAGAGAUAUAGAUCUGUAAAGUCUUAGAGAUCACAUACUAUCAAGUAACAAAUAGCUCCUAUCCAAAGCUUUCUGAGUCCGACCCAGCAGCGGUGCCAGUCCAUGCACCUCGAGGAGGCCAGAGCCGGGACUGUUUCGCCGGCGUCGAAGGCGGAUGGUUUGAACCCUAAGCUUGUUGGCUCAUUAAGUGAAGGCCGAACUUCAGCAAGAUAAGAGAGAAGAAACUUGUUAUUUAUUUAUUUGAAUUUCUUUUCUUUUUUGCUUUCUUGAGUAAUGCUAUGUUGCAUUUUCUUGAAUUAAAAGGCUGUUUUUUAAAAUGUUUUAAUCAAUCGGCAAACUCAGAAUUACCGAGAG